AUGAACGAGAGACAUUUCCCAGGCAACGUAUACGAUAAAUCGUUCACCGACAUCAGCAAACUAAAUUCACACCUUAGUAUUCACAGAGGUAAGACACUGUACCCUUGCGAAGCGUGCGACAAGUCGUUCACCCGAAGCAGCAAUUUGAUUAUACACCGGAGGACCCACACAGGCGAGAAACCGUACACUUGCGAAGCGUGCGACAAGUCGUUCAUCCGAAGCAGCAAUUUGAUUGUACACCGGAGAACCCACACAGGCGAGAAACCGUACAAUUGUGACGAGUGCUACAAGUCGUUCUCCCAAAAUAGCUCUUUGAUAUUACACCGGAGGACGCACUCAGGCGAGAAACCCCACCAUUGUGAUAUGUGCGACAAGUCGUUCGUUUGUAGUAACUCUUUGAUUGUACAUCGAAGGACGCACACAGGCGAGAGACCGUACUCAUGUAACGUGUGCGACAAGUUGUUCACCCAAAAAAGCAAUCUGACUGUGCACCAGAAAACGCACCCAGGCGAGAAACCUUAACCAUGCGACGUGACAAGUAACAAGUUUUAAAUCAAAGGCCAUUUGACGAUCUAUUUCGCUAUUUAAUUACC
Molecule: messenger RNA, 593 nt
Organism: Myzus persicae (green peach aphid)
Lineage: Eukaryota; Metazoa; Arthropoda; Insecta; Hemiptera; Aphididae
Product: zinc finger protein 322-like
Exons: 1
Coding region: 1-522 (173 amino acids)
Biological process (GO): regulation of transcription by RNA polymerase II
Molecular function (GO): DNA-binding transcription factor activity, RNA polymerase II-specific; RNA polymerase II cis-regulatory region sequence-specific DNA binding
Source: RefSeq, a predicted model, not a curated record